Sarcophilus harrisii (Tasmanian devil) is the source of this 3821-nucleotide messenger RNA. It is a transcript of the gene NAPG, whose product is annotated as NSF attachment protein gamma. Gene Ontology annotation, molecular function: syntaxin binding; soluble NSF attachment protein activity. Gene Ontology annotation, cellular component: vacuolar membrane; SNARE complex. Bases 253 to 1194 code for a protein of 313 amino acids. The record is from RefSeq and is a predicted model, not a curated record. Gene Ontology annotation, biological process: intracellular protein transport. Lineage: Eukaryota; Metazoa; Chordata; Mammalia; Dasyuromorphia; Dasyuridae. The transcript is spliced from 12 exons.
CCAGCCGCGAAAUUGGGAGGACUGCGCCUGCGCCUGCCACCUCACAGUGCGCCCUGACAAGACUCCGCUCGGGCCGCCAUCAUCGCCGGGUUUGAACCCUCCACCCCUCCGUAGCCAGGUUUCUGGUUAGGCCACUCGGUCUUUCCUUUUUUCUUUCUUUCAAAUCUCCCCAUCCCCGGCUUCAAACUGGAGUCCUUUGCAGCAGCGGGAAGAGGGAGUCCUCUCCGCAGUAUCCGAGCGGAGACUGCGGAGAUGGCAGCGCAGAAGAUCAACGAAGGAAUGGAACAUAUCGCCAAAGCCGAGAAAUACCUGAAAACUGGUUUUUUAAAAUGGAAGCCAGAUUAUGACAGUGCGGCAACUGAAUAUGGGAAAGCAGCUGUUGCUUUUAAAAAUGCCAAACAGUUUGAUCAAGCCAAAGAUGCCUGUCUGAGAGAAGCUGCUGCACAUGAGAAUAAUAGGGCUCUUUUUCAUGCGGCCAAGGCUUAUGAACAAGCUGGCAUGAUGUUGAAGGAGAUGCAGAAAUUACCUGAAGCUGUUCAACUGAUUGAGAAGGCCAGUAUGAUGUUUCUGGAAAAUGGGACACCUGACACAGCAGCCAUGGCCUUGGAACGGGCAGGAAAACUUAUAGAAAAUGUGAACCCUGAGAAGGCUGUACAGUUAUAUCAACAGACAGCUAAUGUGUUUGAAAAUGAGGAACGUCUACGACAAGCAGUUGAAUUACUAGGAAAAGCCUCUCGACUUUUAGUACGAGGACGUAGAUUUGAUGAGGCUGCACUUUCCAUUCAGAAGGAAAAGAAUAUCUAUAAGGAAAUUGAAAAUUAUCCAACAUGUUAUAAGAAAACAAUUGCCCAAGUUUUAGUUCAUCUACACAGAAAUGACUAUGUAGCAGCAGAAAGAUGUGUCAGAGAGAGCUAUAGCAUACCAGGAUUCAAUGGAAGUGAGGACUGUACUGCCCUGGAACAGCUUUUAGAGGGAUAUGACCAGCAAGACCAAGAUCAAGUGUCAGAGGUCUGCAAUUCUCCGCUUUUUAAGUACAUGGAUAAUGAUUAUGCCAAAUUGGGCUUAAGUUUGGUAGUUCCUGGAGGAGGAAUCAAGAAGAAAUCACCAGCAACACCACAGGCCAAAAGUGAAGGUGCAGAAGCCACAGCUGGUGUUGAUGAAGAAGAGGAUGAAUAUUCAGGAGGACUCUGCUAAUUGUUAUCAUGCAUACUCUUAGGGUAGGGGGUUGGAGGGAAAAUCUGAUAAGCUAUUUUGUGGAGGUUGAGUGUACCUAAAUUCUUAACCCCUUUCUGUAGUACUGAAUUAGAACAUCAGUGUAGAAGCUCCUUAUUUUGGGCUACUAUACCAAAAAAAUUCCUCCUCCUUCCCUUCCUGUGAAUCCCUUCCUUGGUAAAAGUUCGUCCAGAGUACCAGCUUCAAUUUUCUUUUAAGAGAAUUCAUUCAAAAGUGAUAAUAGACUUCUUUGAGAACUGAAUUCUAGAGUUAAGAUUGUGGAUUAGAAUGGCAGGUGGGACAUUUGAAUGUCAUUUUUUCCAUUUGUGAUUUUUGUAUUAUCUGGCAAAUACUUUUUUCUUUAUUAACUAGUAAUUGGCACUAAAAGUGACUUCUCCUGAUAGAAAGUCAGUACCUGGUCUACUUGUUUUUCUUGUGUAUUCUACAUCUGUUUGAGGCUACAUACAUGUAUAGAUAUAUGUGUAUGGGUGUUUGUAUGUAUAUGUAUGUGAAUACACACAUAUUUUAAAGGAAAUCUCAUGCUCAUGCCAUAGGAUACAUUAAAUGGUUCAGUCUUUUUAGAAAAUAAGUUUGGGAACAAGACAUAGUUUUGAGCCUAUGAGCUGUUUUUAGUCUAUUGAAAUAUGUCAAUUUGCAAAAUUUGAAAACACUAAGCAAAGUCAUCUGACAAAGUUAUGUAUCUUUUCCUGGAUUUAAACAAGAUGAAUAGAUACAUAUUUCAAAGAAAGAACAUUGACUAAGGUUAAUAAGAACCUAUGAAAAAUCCUUUCGUAAUUGUGUGUUCUCAGAAGGAAACUGAAAAUGAAACAAUGUCUGCCCAGCUCCUUCUAAACAAACUACCUCCCUGCCAAAUAUGCAGCUACUGGGCUAGUCUGUAGUGGAAGAAGAAGAGCUGGCUAUUGGUGAGGACAAGGUCUUCACAGCAAAAUUCUAGAUGGAGAAGAAGCUUUUUUGAAAAAAUGAUGGGUUUAAAGCUCCAUGAUUCAAAUAAGUGGCUAGUCAUUUCCCCAAAUGGCAGCUAGGAUGCUUUCCUUGGGGAUUUUAGAUGUAUCUUAUACACAUUUUGUGUUUUUGCUUGAUGGUCAUAAAUUUUAGAAUCACCCCUUUUGUGUUGAAGUCCUUUCAAGUGAUCUGCUAAUUUGGAAAAGGGCUCCAGACACAAGUUACAUGCAUUCUGCAGGCAGAUGCUAACCACCUUACAUAUUGAUUUACUAUUUAUUUUCUAAAUAUACAUAAGCCAUAGGCACACACACACAUAUGCACACAUAUUAUAAUUUCUUUAUUUAUGCCUGAUAUCUGAAAUAACUCUAGUGAGAUGUUCUAGAAGCCAUUUCUGAGAAUUAGUCAUGAGACUCUUCAUGUAUGCAUUGUAAUUUAUGCAUAGUUCUAGGCUUCCCUGGAAGCAUUAUGAGUGGAUAAAUGAAAAUAUCCUUAACAUAUACACAUAACUGAUUCUUUUUUCCUAGAGUCUAAUGUAAAUCCUCUGCAUGUGUAUAUGUGUGUGUAUGUAUGUAGGUAGGUGUGUGUGUGUGUGUGUGUGUGUGUGCGCAAAAAUGCUUAUUUUAGCUUGUUAUAAAACACUAUUAUAUUUUACAUUUGUUUUCAAGCCCAUUACAUCAGGCAUAUCAAGACUAAUUUUGGACUGUCAUCUGCAUUUGGUAAUUAGUACUCCAAGAUAAAAAUGUUCACAUCUUAAGGAUUUGUUGCGCCAGUGUUGCAAUACCACUUUGUUCUAAUCACAAGCUUCUAACAGUGUGGAGUCAUAUAUAGAUCUUCCUGUGGACAAAUUAUUACCUGCUCUCAACUGAAUAUGGAUGUACUCAAGGCAACAUAUCAGUCAAUAUUGUACUAUUCACAUACCACAUACUGUUUUGUUUUUUUUUUACAACAUUGAACAUUUUCAUAUUCUUUUCCCAAUUAUACCUCAAAAAAUCAUAAAUAAGUUAAUGUGUCCAGUUGGAGGAACAUAAUCAAGUCUCAGUUUUCAAUAGAAAUGUUUUAGAAUUUUUUUUUUUUUAUGUAACUACAAAUUCUUAGAAUUCCCUUCUCCUCUUUACUUUUUUUCCCCCAAUAUUCAGAACUAAAGCACCUACCUUGUUCAGCCAUGUGUGAAUAUUUCUUUGAUAGGGCUAUUCUAGUUUAGUAAAUAUUUUUUAAAAAUUGUUUCAAAUUGAUCAUUUUUUUUUGCCCUCUGAUGCAGUUUACACACUUUAAAAUAUUUUAUCAGGAAACCAGGUUAAAAGCGGAAAACAUUGAGGUGUUGUAAUAGGAAAAAUGUUUUCCAGUGUUCUACUUUUCCCCCUUUUGUACAAAAGAAGAAGUCUGCAUGGAUGUGCUUAAAAUUCAUUAUAAUUUUUCAUUGUAAGUGAAGUCUGUCUCUGUCAUAUAUUUAAUAUAUUAAAUUUGUAUAUAUACAGAGUAUGGUAUUCUUAUAGUAUGAAACCUGUGCUUCACUUGUAUUUUUCCUAACUUUGUGAUGUAUAAAUAGAGUAUUAAGUGUUAUAGUAAUGCAGAUUAUUACCUCUCUGGAAGGAGACUCCAUAUGUGACAAUUAUGAAAAUAAAACAUGAAGCUUUAAUUUAGCCAUU